UCAAUAGUAGAUAAAACACCAAACCCCGACUCCAAACAACCAAAAACAAAGAAAGCUACUUAAACUUAUUUGCUUUCUUUCGCCUUCGUCUCCUCAAAAUCCCAAAGCAAAUGGCUCUCGAAAGCUUUCAGUUGCCGAUCACAGAUUUCCAUAUCGGCAAUGAAACUCGAAGGAAUUCGGUGUUAAUUUGCGUGCCGAUAAUGGCAGAAUCAGUUGAUCAAAUGCUGGUUCAGAUGCAAAAGGCAAAGGACUUUGGUGGCGAUCUUGUUGAGCUUCGGGUGGAUUUCUUGAAGAACUUUGUUCCUAGGCAAGAUCUUGAUAUCUUGAUCAAACAAGCUCCAUUGCCAACUCUUGUCACCUACAGACCAAGAUGGGAAGGUGGUCAAUAUGAUGGUGAUGAAAGCAAGCGGCGAGAAGCAUUACGUCUGGCCAUGGAAUUGGGAGCCGAUUACAUUGAUAUAGAACUCAAGGUUGCUCAUGACUUCUUCAAUUCACUUCCAGGGAAGAGGCCUGAAAAAGUCAAGAUUAUAGUUUCUUCACACAACUAUGAAAGAACUCCAUCGGUCAAGGAAUUAAGUCACCUUGUUGCGAGAAUACAGGCUACCGGAGCUGACAUAGUGAAGAUCGCAACAACUGCCGUAGACAUCAUAGACAAUGCUAGAAUAUUUCAAGUGCUUGUACACUCCCAAGUUCCAAUGAUAGGACUUGUUAUGGGAGAGAGGGGUUUGAUGUCGAGGAUCCUUGCUGCUAAAUUUGGGGGAUUUCUCACUUUUGGUUCACUCGAGGCAGGACUAGUAUCGGCCCCUGGGCAACCAACUGUGAAGGAAUUAUUAGAUUUAUACAAUAUGAGGCUUAUAGGACCUGAUACCAAAGUCUAUGGUGUUAUCGGAAAUCCUAUCGGUCACAGCAAAAGUCCUCACAUCUACAAUGCUUCAUUUAAAUCCUCCAGUUUUAAUGGAAUAUAUCUACCUUUAUUGGUUGACGAUGUCUCAACUUUUAUUACCACUUAUUCAGCCCCCGAUUUUGCUGGAUACAGUUAUACCAUUCCUCACAAGGAGGCUGGACUUAAAUGCUGUGAUGAGGUUGAUCCCAUUGCCAAGGCAAUAGGAGCGAUUAGUUGUAUGAUCAAAAGAUCAACUGAAGGAAAACUGAUUGGUUAUAAUAUCGACUACCUUGGUGGCAUUGCAGCUAUUGAAGAAGAACUAAGAGUAUCAAAUGGUGCAACCCUUGCAUCCGGUUCGCCAUUGGCUGGUAAAACAUUUGUCAUAAUUGGAGCCGGUGGUGCUGGAAAAGCACUGGCUUAUGGAGCAUAUGAAAAAGGAGCUCGAAUCGUUGUUGCCAAUCGCACAUACGACAAAGCUAAAGAACUCGCUAGCAAAGUCCGAGGACAAGCACUUACUCUUGCUGAGUUAAAUGAUUUCUGUCCUGAAGAAGGGAUGAUCCUCGUUAACACGACACCUGUUGGAAUGGAACCAAGAAUCGAGGAGACACCAGUGUCCAAGGAAACUUUGAAACACUACUCGUUGGUGUUCGAUGCUGUUUACACACCAAAGUUAACCAGACUCCUAAGAGAAGCAAAGCAAUCUGGUGCUACUAUUGUGUAUGGAACAGAGAUGUUUAUCAACCAAGCAUUUAUACAAUUUGAGAUGUUCACCGGUUUGCCUGCACCAAAGCAACUCAUUAGGGAUGUAUUGGCAAUAACUACAUAAAAAGAAGGAAUAUUUCUUAUUGCAGCUCAACCGAAGUUUUUCAAGGGGUUUUCAUGUGAUCAAGCUCAACCCCUUAUUCUUUGACAAGUUUUUUUUUUUUUAAUAAAUAUAUUUGGUCAUAAUUUUGAGAGAAAGUGUAAGCAUUUUCUUCUUUUGGCUCAGUUUGUAAUCGUAUCAUGAAAAUUAACUUCAAAAGAAAUUACUUAUGCAUUUGCAUUUAAUCCAUCUCUAAUUUUAAUCCUGUGUUAGGAUGGAAAAAAUUAGUAAAUAUUGGGUUUAAGGCUAA
Messenger RNA from Gossypium raimondii (Peruvian cotton), 1995 nucleotides. RefSeq names its product bifunctional 3-dehydroquinate dehydratase/shikimate dehydrogenase, chloroplastic. The coding region runs from base 111 to 1709 and encodes 532 amino acids. Gene Ontology annotation, biological process: shikimate metabolic process; chorismate biosynthetic process. NCBI's taxonomy places the organism in Eukaryota, Viridiplantae, Streptophyta, Magnoliopsida, Malvales, Malvaceae. Gene Ontology annotation, molecular function: shikimate 3-dehydrogenase (NADP+) activity; 3-dehydroquinate dehydratase activity; NADP binding. The transcript is spliced from 11 exons. The record is from RefSeq and is a predicted model, not a curated record.